AUGCGCUUCACUAUCUUUGUAGCCGCUGCUUUGACAGCUUUGGUCCAGGCGCUUCCCAUGGCUGAGCCAGCGGCUCAGCUCGUAGACAGCAAGCCAGGAUCCACGAUCGAACUGGGCAAGCCGUCGACCGCCGUCACCUGGGGUCGACGCGACCUUGUCGAGGUCAAGCCAGGAUCGACCAUCGAGCUGGGUAAACCAUCGACCGUCGUUACCUGGGGCAAGCGUGAUCUGGUGUUGAAACCAAGCCAAUCCAAGGAUACUAUCGAGCUGUCGCCGCCUUCGACGAUCAUCACCUGGGGUGAAAGGGACUAG
This is a messenger RNA of Ascochyta rabiei, 312 nucleotides long. RefSeq lists its product as uncharacterized. NCBI's taxonomy places the organism in Eukaryota, Fungi, Ascomycota, Dothideomycetes, Pleosporales, Didymellaceae. The record is from RefSeq and is a predicted model, not a curated record. The coding region runs from base 1 to 312 and encodes 103 amino acids. The transcript has 2 exons.